Messenger RNA from Dipodomys spectabilis (banner-tailed kangaroo rat), 2606 nucleotides. It is a transcript of the gene Tars1, whose product is annotated as threonyl-tRNA synthetase 1. Gene Ontology annotation, molecular function: threonine-tRNA ligase activity; ATP binding. The transcript has 19 exons. Gene Ontology annotation, biological process: threonyl-tRNA aminoacylation. The coding region runs from base 80 to 2251 and encodes 723 amino acids. Lineage: Eukaryota; Metazoa; Chordata; Mammalia; Rodentia; Heteromyidae. Gene Ontology annotation, cellular component: cytoplasm. The record is from RefSeq and is a predicted model, not a curated record.
GCAUCAGCUGGUUGUUUCGGGGCCACGUGGCGCAAGCGCAGUGUCUCCUUGUCGUGUUCCGUCUCUUGGGAAUUCUUAAAUGUCCGAGGAAAAGGCCCGCAACGCAUCGGGGAAGAUGGGAGGCGAGGAGAAGCGGGUAGAUGCCAGUGAAGAGAAGCGAAAGGAAGGAGGCAAGAAAAAGAACAAGGAAUCAUGUGGAGAUGGAGGCCGAGCAGAGUUGAAUCCUUGGCCUGAAUAUAUUAACACACGUCUCGAGAUGUAUAAUAAACUGAAAGCAGAGCAUGAUUCCAUUCUUGCCGAAAAGGCAGAAAAAGAUAGCAAGCCUAUCAAGGUCACUCUGCCUGAUGGUAAACAGGUCGAUGCAGAAUCCUGGAAAACUACUCCAUACCAAGUUGCUUGUGGAAUUAGUCAAGGUCUGGCGGACAACACUGUUAUUGCUAAAGUGAACAAAGUUGUUUGGGACCUAGACCGCCCUCUGGAGGAAGACUGUACUUUGGAGCUUCUCAAAUUUGAGGAUGAGGAAGCUCAAGCAGUGUAUUGGCACUCAAGUGCUCACAUAAUGGGUGAAGCCAUGGAAAGAGUUUAUGGUGGAUGUUUAUGUUAUGGCCCGCCAAUAGAAAAUGGAUUCUAUUAUGACAUGUACCUCGAGGAAGGGGGUGUGUCCAGCAAUGAUUUCUCUUCUUUGGAGACUUUAUGUAAGAAAAUAAUAAAAGAGAAACAAGCUUUUGAAAGAUUGGAAGUUAAGAAAGAAACUCUACUGGAAAUGUUUAAGUACAACAAGUUCAAAUGCCGCAUAUUGAAUGAAAAAGUAAAUACUCCAACCACAACCGUCUACAGGUGUGGCCCCUUGAUAGAUCUCUGUCGAGGUCCUCAUGUUAGACACACUGGCAAAAUUAAGACUUUAAAAAUACACAAGAAUUCUUCUACAUACUGGGAAGGCAAAGCUGAUAUGGAGAGUCUCCAGAGAAUUUACGGCAUUUCAUUCCCUGAUCCUAAAAUGUUGAAAGAGUGGGAGAAAUUCCAAGAGGAAGCUAAAAACCGAGAUCACAGGAAAAUUGGGAGGGACCAAGAACUAUAUUUCUUCCAUGAACUCAGCCCUGGAAGUUGCUUCUUCCUGCCAAAGGGAGCCUACAUUUAUAAUACACUUAUGGAAUUUAUCAGGAGUGAAUACCGGAAAAGAGGAUUCCAGGAGGUGGUCACCCCAAACAUCUAUAACAGCCGCCUCUGGAUGACCUCAGGACACUGGCAGCACUACAGCGAGAACAUGUUCUCUUUUGAGGUGGAGAAGGAGCUGUUUGCUCUUAAGCCCAUGAACUGCCCAGGACAUUGCCUGAUGUUUGAUCAUCGGCCACGAUCCUGGCGUGAGUUGCCUCUGCGAGUAGCUGAUUUUGGGGUCCUUCAUAGGAAUGAGCUGUCAGGAGCACUCACAGGACUCACCCGGGUACGAAGAUUCCAGCAGGACGAUGCACACAUAUUCUGUGCCAUGGAACAGAUUGAGGAUGAAAUAAAAGGUUGCUUGGAUUUCCUACGUACAGUAUACAAUGUGUUUGGAUUUUCCUUCAAACUGAACCUUUCCACUCGCCCAGAAAAAUUCCUUGGAGAUAUUGAAGUAUGGAAUCAAGCUGAGAAACAACUUGAAAACAGUUUGAAUGAAUUUGGUGAAAAGUGGGAGUUAAAUCCUGGUGAUGGUGCUUUCUAUGGCCCAAAGAUUGACAUACAGAUAAAGGAUGCGAUUGGACGCUAUCACCAGUGUGCAACCAUCCAACUGGAUUUUCAGUUGCCUAUUCGAUUUAAUCUUACUUAUGUAAGCCAUGAUGGUGAUGAUAAGAAAAGGCCAGUGAUUGUUCACCGAGCCAUCUUGGGGUCUGUGGAAAGAAUGAUUGCUAUCCUUACUGAAAACUAUGGGGGAAAAUGGCCUUUUUGGCUGUCUCCUCGUCAGGUAAUGGUAGUUCCAGUGGGACCAACGUGUGAUGACUAUGCCCAAAAGGUAAGGCAACAAUUCCACGAUGCUAAAUUCAUGGCAGACAUUGAUCUGGACCCAGGCUGUACAUUGAAUAAGAAGAUCAGAAAUGCACAGUUAGCACAGUAUAACUUCAUCCUGGUUGUUGGUGAAAAAGAGAAAAGCAGUGGCACAGUUAAUAUCCGCACAAGGGACAAUAAGGUCCACGGGGAGCGCACUGUUUCUGAAACCAUCGAGCGGCUACAGCAGCUGAAGCAGUCCCGAAGCAAGCAGGCUGAAGAAGAAUUUUAACAGAGAACUCUGCCCAGAUUGAGUUGAGUGGUGCUUCCAGAACAUUCACUUUUACUCCGGAGAACAUCAGCCCAACUGGACUGUGAGCAGUCCUGCUAAAUGUGCACAGAUGACUAGAAGAUCAAUCUUUUCUGACCUAGGCAGAUUUUAGACCAUGUGUGUUUGAUGGCAUUGAGACCCAUUAAAACUUUUAUUCAUUAAAUGUCUGAGCAGUAGAAACGAAACAGGAGGAAUGGUUUAUUGUCAUGUAGGAAAACUUGUUUAAAUGUUAUCAGUUCAGAAAUAAGAUAAUUUGAAUUUGACUAAGGUGGAAGAACAUUAUGAUGUAAAAUAAAAACUUUUAUUAACAUGAUUA